AUGGCAUCGUUGAAGUCGUCUCGGUCAAGAGGAGCAUCACACACGGGAGGAGCAGUGAAGGGGAGUUCAAAAGAUGCCGGCACCAAGUUCGAAGAGAAUAUAAACGUCUUCAAGUCCGAUAAUUUUGACGCCGAUACAUUCGUCCAGUCCAAGUGUCAGUCCCUCAAUGAAAAGGAAAUAAGACAAUUAUGCUCGUAUCUUAUGGAUUUGAAGAGAUCUUCUGCCGAAGAAAUGCGCAGAAGUGUCUACGCUAAUUAUACAGCUUUCAUUCGUACAUCUAAAGAGAUAUCAGAUUUGGAGGGUGAGCUUUCGUCGAUGAGAAACCUUCUAUCCACACAGGCGACCUUGGUCCAUAAUUUAACUGAGGGAGUUCAUAUUGAUUCUUUGUCUGAUACUGAUCUUGAAGGUUCUGCUGCAAAUAAAGUAUCCAAUGACGAAGUCGGAGAACCUUCAGAUGUGGAGAAAUGGUCUAGACAGUUCCCUGAUUUCCUUGAUGUUCUGUUGGCUGAAAGGAGAGUUGAUGAAGCUUUGGCCAGCCUUGAUGAAGGAGAACGCAUAGUGUCUGAAGCUAAGGAAAAGAAAACGCUGACUCCUGGCAUGCUCUUGUCUCUGCAAUCUUCUAUAAUUGAACGCAGGCAAAAGUUAGCAGAUCAGCUGGCUGAAGCUGCUUGUCAACCUUCUACACGUGGUGCUGAGCUUCGUGCAGCAAUUUUAGCUCUCAAAAAACUCGGGGAUGGUCCUCGUGCUCACACUUUACUCCUCAAUGCGCACUACCAGAGAUACCAAUACAACAUGCAAAGCCUUCAUCCAUCAAGCACCUCUUAUGGAGGAGCAUAUACAGCAGCCCUGUCACAGCUUGUAUUCUCUGCCAUUGCUCAAGCAGUCAGUGAUUCCUUGGUUAUUUUUGGUAAAGAAACAGCUUAUACAUCUGAGAUAGUGAUGUGGGCUUCAAAGCAAACUGAGGCCUUUGCACAUCUUGUCAAACGACAUGCAUUAGCUUCAUCUGCUGCUGCUGGGGGUUUAAGAUCUGCUGCAGAAUGUGUUCAAAUAGCUUUAGGACACUGUUCACUGUUGGAAGCUCGUGGCCUUGCUCUUUGUCCUGUGCUUGUGAAACUCUUUAGACCUAGUGUUGAGCAAGCGCUGGAUGCUAAUUUGAAGCGAAUUGAAGAGAGCACAGCUGCUUUAGCUGCUGCUGAUGAUUGGGAUCUCACAUAUCCUCCAACUGCUUCACACCAAUCUGGCAGGACUCCUGCAGCUCUGGGUGGUAUGAUGGCACAUCAGCACAAACUUUCCAGUAGUGCUCAUCGUUUCAAUGUGAUGGUCCAGGAUUUUUUUGAAGAUGUGGGACCCCUUUUAAGCAUGCAGUUGGGAAGUAAAACGUUGGAUGGUCUGUUCCAGGUGUUCAACUCAUAUGUGAAUAUGCUCAUAAGAGCAUUACCCAGCUCCAUUGAAGAUGAGGCCAACUUCCAAGGUUCAGGGAAUAAAAUUGUUCGAAUGGCUGAAACUGAAGCCCAGCAAAUUGCAUUGCUUGCAAAUGCAUCCUUACUAGCCGAUGAGCUAUUGCCACGUGCAGCCAUGAAGCUCUCUCCAUUAAAUCAAGCUACGUACAAGGAUGAUCCUCGUAGAGGACUAUCUGAGCGGCAAAAUCGUAAUCCUGAGCAAAGAGAAUGGAAGAAGCGUCUUGUAAACUCUGUUGAUAGAUUGAAAGAUAGUUUUUGUCAACACCAUGCUCUAGAUCUUAUUUUUACUGAAGAAGGAGAUAGCCAUCUUACUGCAGACAUUUACAUAAACAUGGAUGGGAAUGCGGAUGAGAUAGAGUGGUUUCCUUCUCCAAUAUUCCAGGAACUUUAUGCAAAGCUGAACAGGAUGGCUGCCAUGGCAGCAGAUAUGUUUGUAGGCCGGGAAAGAUUUGCAACGUUGUUAUUGAUGAGGCUCACAGAGACGGUUAUCUUAUGGCUUUCAGAAGACCAGACGUUUUGGGAUGAUAUUGAGGAAGGACCUAGGCCUUUAGGCCCUCUAGGUCUUCAACAGAUCUACUUGGAUAUGAACUUUCUGAUAUGCUUUGCAUCACAAGGACGCUACUUGUCUAGAAAUUUGCGUCGGGCUGUCAAUGAUAUUAUUUCCAAAGCACUGGCCGCAUUUUCUGCAACAGGCACAGAUCCGUAUAGUGUACUUCCGGAAGAUGAGUGGUUUACUGACAUUUGCCAAGAUGCAAUGGAAAGAUUGAGUGGAAAACCCAAAGCUGCUAAUGGGGAACUCAGCAGCCCAACUGCUUCUGUUUCAGCUCAGUCAAUUUCAUCCGCGACAAACUUGCAUUCUCGUUCUAUAGUUGAUUUGUUUCCAAGGUUGGAAAUUCUUAGUUAA
Molecule: messenger RNA, 2364 nt
Organism: Fraxinus pennsylvanica
Lineage: Eukaryota; Viridiplantae; Streptophyta; Magnoliopsida; Lamiales; Oleaceae
Source: the annotation of a GenBank genome assembly